Messenger RNA from Aspergillus melleus, 1353 nucleotides. Its product is annotated as ankyrin repeat domain-containing protein. Bases 517 to 1353 code for a protein of 278 amino acids. Gene Ontology annotation, molecular function: protein binding. The transcript has 3 exons. NCBI's taxonomy places the organism in Eukaryota, Fungi, Ascomycota, Eurotiomycetes, Eurotiales, Aspergillaceae. The record is from RefSeq and is a predicted model, not a curated record.
AAUCGAGUGCUCAAGCUCACCUAUACCGAAGAAAGUCCAGUCGGAAACUUGCGCUUAGUUCUUUGCUUAAGUGGUGGAGUGGUGGAGUGAAAUUUAUCACUAUAUAAGGACAGUGUAUCCAUUCGUUUUACCUCAUGUGGAGCAUAACCCAUCUAGUCAUCUUGGAUCAGAUUACACACGGACUUCGGUCUUUCAAUCUUUGGUAGAUGGUAUCUUUGGAAGAUUAAUCAGCUUACUUCCAUCUACACAAUCAACCUAUAUCUCAGUCUGUUUAAUCUGGAAAGUGCAAUCAUCACUAUCUGUCAAACUCGAACAAAAGAUCAGGAGGGAAAAACGGGUAAAUUGCCGUCUUACACGCCAUCCAAUGAGCUGCUUCUCAGCGUCGCUGGGAAGUUAGCGUCAGGAAGCAAGGUAGACGUUCUCAGCAAGGAAAACCCCGGAUUCGAUACCUUCCUGGGCCCUGCAGCCGAAUGGGGCAAUGUUGGGGUCUUCGAGGCUCUGCUCAAAUCCAAAGUCAUGCAUCUAAAUUGGCGGAACGAGCACAAAAGGACUCCUCUUCUUCUUGCAACCAUGUCAGGACAUGCACGAAUCGUUGAGCUUCUGCUUGCCACUGGCAAGGUCUAUCCAGAUAUCCAUGAUAAAGACUGGCAGACGCCUCUUCUGGUUGCUCUUGAGAGAGGUUAUACAAGGAUUGUUGAGCUUCUUCUCGCGACGGGCAAGGUAUAUCCGCUCAUGAAGGUUUCACGGGAAUAUGGACGAAGGCUUUUGGUGGAUGCAAUGAUCCGGGAUGAUACUAAGGCGCAAGAUGCUAUUCUCUCUACGAUUAAGUCCUCGAGCGUGUUAGACGAAGCAUACCAAAAGAGACUUCUCAGGGCUGCAGCCAAUGCAGGUCAUACAGGGAUCGUCCAGCGUUUAAUCGAGUUGGGUGAGAUCACUGUGAACACGCGCGAUAAACUGUUACAGACACCGCUCUAUGGUGCUGCUGCCGGGGGCCACAAGGAGGUCGUCGAGCUUCUCCUGACUACAAAAGGUAUCAUCGAAAGUACCCGCAGUAUGGGGACUGGAGGACCUGUGUUGGUAGCAGCCCGCAAUGGACACGCAGAUAUCGUACAAAGGUUGCUAGAAGUAAACAGUGAGUGCAGCUUCGACCGCGACGGACACUACGGCCGGAGGCCGCUUCAUGAAGCAGUGAUUAAUGGCCAUGUUGGUGUAGUGAAAACUCUCUUGGAGCAUGGGAUUGUGGAAGCUCACUGUCGAGCAAAAAUGGGCAAUAUAGAGAUUGUCCGGUUGCUGGUGUCGGCGGAGCGCGUUUACGUGAACCGAGCGGACCGCGCUGUUUCUACUUUCGAUUGA